Molecule: messenger RNA, 909 nt
Organism: Microthlaspi erraticum
Lineage: Eukaryota; Viridiplantae; Streptophyta; Magnoliopsida; Brassicales; Brassicaceae
Source: the annotation of a GenBank genome assembly
AUGAUGACUAUCUCUGGAAGACCCCAUUUGUUCUGUAAAGUUAAGUCAGGAAGUUCAGCUCUUUUCUGGCAUGAUAAUUGGACAGAUCUAGGUCCUCUUAUUGAGUUAACGGGAGCUAACGGACCCAGGGUUACUGGUAUUCAAAGGAUGGCCACCGUCAACCAAGCUUGUCGAGGGUCGUCGUGGUUAUUAUCAAGGGGAAGGCACCCGAUUUUGAAAUUGCUUCGAGAUUGCCUUCCCUUAGACCUCCCUUCCUCUCUUUCUAAUGAACUUGAUGUUUAUCUCUGGAAGAAUUCUGAGUCGGAUCCUCCCGGAGAUUUCUCAUCGUCAAAAACUUGGACCUAUCUUCAUCCGGCUGGACCGUCUCUACCUUGGACUAAACCACUUUGGUUUCAAGAGAGGGUUCCAAAGCAUACCUUCAUUAUGUGGAUUGUUAUGAGAGAUCGUCUUAUUACUCGUGACAAGUUGAGGUCUUGGGGUCUCAAUGUACCACAAAGUUGUCUCUUGUGUGAUUCCCAGCCAGAAACGAAAAAUCAUCUUCUCUUUGAUUGCAAUUACGCCAAGGAAGUCUGGACGGAUUUCUUUGGUCACCACACCUUUACUCUCCCAAGUUCAAUCGAGGAAGUUGUUGAAUGGUCUGAUUCCCCUUCUCGCCAAAAGAAGGUGAACAUAAUUUGUAAAUUAUUGGUGCAAGCAAUAGUUUAUUCUAUAUGGAGGGAACGGAAUGCGAGGCUCCACACAUCCAUGUCUAAACCGGUUCAUAUAUUGGUAAAAGAAAUCCAACUUCUUCUAAGGACAAAACUCUUUGGAUUGGAUCGAUCCAUUGCCCCUUCAUCUUCCUCAGUCUCAUCUGCGUUUGGUCAAGAGGACUCCUUCCUCUCUACUUGGUUUGGGCUCUUUCAGCCAUAA